AGCAGAAAACCAAAAUUUGUCUGUGAUGUGUUUCCACCCGCGCAAAGUCUGUUGCACAAAAAACCUAGUUAUUAAGUGUAACUCAAACUUUCCAUGCGCAAUUGUGAGAUUUCAAUAGUUGUUAGGUUAUCUAAAUGCAAAUCAAACCUUACGUCGAACCUGUAAAUCAAUAUUCACCGUAAACAACCAAUUUCUCGCAUCGGAUCUAUUUGACGUUUACUGCUCGUAUAGCGGACUUCAACAGCAGUUGAUCGUGAGAGUGUGUCUGUGUGCGGUGCGCUUUGUGUUAUCAAACGAUUUCGCCCUUUGGAUACAGUGCACGCGGGCAAGCGUUUGUAUUGUGAAGUUGGUCGGACUGGGAGAGUAGCGACACAGUAAGCAGUCUCGCAUCGAAUGCACAACCGCGAGAGAAACAGUAAACAUAAAGAAAUCGACCACCACUGAGUCUGCAGUUGUGUGGCGAUGUUCGCGAAAUAAAGAAGUGAAACAUUAUUUUUUCACAUCUGCUGAUUGCACACGGGGCUCGGGUGUUCUAUCUGUGCUGGAUUUCUCCGGAGGAGGUGACUUUCAGCGUGAUUGACUGGUUUAGUUUUGUGCGAAUUUUUGAAAAGUGUAAAUUUCCUGCAGCAGCAGCAGCAGCAGAAGAUUUUACCUCCCGCGCUGAUAAGUGAAGGAAACGAAAUAAAAUUCUGGGCGCGGUGUGAGAGAAGUGAAAUUUCACAGGAAGCAACAUCUUGUGGGUAAUAUUCCAUUCUAUUGGAGGUUUACGUGAGUUUGAAAAUAAAAAAAAUCAAAUCUGCUGCCUUGCGAAGGGAAUACGAUAGCGAUAGCAGCUGAAUGUUUCGCGAUUAGCAACGAGAGGGCGUUUUGUGGUGUGAUAACAGAAGGCUAUAAAAAAGUUAACGCGAUAAGCAGUAGUGAAAUUGGCAGCCAGAUUCGAUUGGUUAGCCAGAGUGUGAAAAGAAGGCGGAAAUUCGUGAAUACAGUUUGGCGUCAAUCGAUCUGCAUUAUUAGUCAUGGGGAAAUUACUCAGUCUAUUGGCCCGCGAUGAAUCGACCUGCUGCACACCGAAGACCUAUGAUGUCUUUCUGGACUUUGAGAAUGCUGCUCCAACCGAUUUGGAAAGGGAAGUGUACGAAGAGGUUGAUCGUGUACUAAAGCAGUCCGAGAUUGUCCUCGACGAGAUACAGUGUUACAAGGGCGCCGGUAAAGAAAUUCGCGAAGCUAUCGCCGACCCAUCGCCAGAGUGUCAGGAGAAAGCGUGGAACAUUGUGAUACCACUGGUCGAGAAACUGAAACGUUGCUACGAGCACUCACUGGAGCUGGAACGGAUAGUACCGAUGAUACUGGGACAGCUUGUCGGUGGUCGACUAAAUCCUACGCAACAUCUCGAAACGCAGCAAGCCCUCGUCAAACAGUUGGCAGAAAUCUUAGAGUUUGUGCUAAAGUUCGACGAAUACAAGAUGAAAACACCCGCCAUUCAGAACGAUUUCAGCUAUUACCGGCGGAUCGCUAGCCGACAACGACUGGACCAAAGCAACGAACUCAUCGUCAGUACCGAGCUGGCGAAUCGAAUGUCCUUGUUCUACGCCCACGCCACCCCAAUGCUCAAAGUGCUCAGCGAAGCGACAUCGAAGUUCGUGCAGGAUAACUCCGACAACGUGGACAACACAACGGAAACGCUUGGAACGAUGGCCAAGGUGUGCCUACGGAUGCUGGAAAACCCGAAGCUACUGGCCCAGAUCGAACGGGAGGAAACGCACCUGCUGCUGCUUCGGGUUAUGGUGGGUUUGGUGAUACUGUACGAUCACGUCCACCCGGUGGGAGCAUUCGCCCGCGGAGCCCACGUCGACGUGAAAGGAUGUGUUCGGCUGCUGCAAGCUCAACCUGCCGUCAAAGCGGAACCCCUGCUCAACGCCCUGCGAUAUACCACCAAGCACUUAAACGAGGAAAACACGCCCAAGAACAUUCGAAACCUGCUGGCGGCAUAAGGGGUGACCAGGGGGACGGACGAAGUCUUUUAUUAUUAUUAUUACCGCUAUUAAUAUGCAACAUUAGUGUCUUUAUUACGUUUGCGUCGCAAUCAUUUCAUUUCUGUGAGGUUUUGUUUCUGUGUUUUUAGAUAAUAACUAACUUAAACCGAUUUAACUCGUAAAUAUUAACAAGGUAAUUUAAUAUGAUUAUUGAAAACAUGUAAAUGAGGGCGGCAGAAUGAGAGAAACAAAAAAAAAGUUUAUCUAGUUGAAAUAUAAUUUAAUAAAUAAUUGUAACGAACAGAAGAGAUAUGAAUCAAAACAGACCCGCCGCAUGUUCGUAAUUGAUGAUGGAGCGUGCGCGAAUAGAAGAAAUAUUUUCUUUUCCUUGUUUUCGUAGGUAAGAGAAAUUCUUUGCAACCGAUAAGUAAAUGAGAAAACUAUACUAAUUUAGAUAACGCAAUCAAGCAGAAACAAUAAAUUAAUUUAACCAAGCAGUGAUGCGUGAAUCAAAAAUGACAAAGGAACACCCAACAUACCAAGAAGAACACUAAUAAUUCAAACUUCUUCGCUGCUGAAAUGUGAUUUGCUGGAGGCAAGGUAAAUACUAUCAUUGGUUCACAUCACAACUGUUUUGCCUAAGUCUAGAUUGUGGAAAAAACAUUAAAAUGAUUAAUUGUUGUAUAGGAAAAAUAUUUUAAAAUUAUUCAAACGCGGCAAAUGAGGAACGCACACAAGCGCAUUUACUUUGGAUAAGCAUUAGGAACUAUCAAAAUUAUCAACAAACAUCUUUAGACAAGCGAUAACCAAAAACACUGCAAACGAAUAACCAGAAUGUGUUCCUCUAUACACAACACAAAAUAACAAAUAGUCAGAAAAAAAAGAAAAUAAAAGCGAAUACUAUAUUUUUGACACCGAAGCAUCUAAAACAAAUCAGGCAAUCGGGAAACGAUUUAGGAGAAUGAAUAACUUUCUUUAGCCGUGACGGUUAUUUAAGUUUAUAAGAACUGUGAAGAGUAAGAAGACCAGUGAUAGAUAAGUCGAUCGGGUGUCGUUGCAAGUUGGAUCGAAUAAUUAGGAAGAUCUAGAAAUUCGAAGACGAAUAUAGGGAGUUGACGUUGAACCAAAAUGCUAGCUGUAAAAAUUGAAUACAACCAGGUUAACAGAAAGCAUAUUAUUGCUGUUAAAGCAACCAGAACAGCAUUGCUUCUAUGGAAUCGGUGUGCUAAACAAACAUACAACACACACAAACACUACCAGUAAACAGAAUUACACUAUUACAAUUAUUGCGAGGGUGAGCAAGCAGAGAUGCUUUUUCGUAAACUUCUGAGUUUGAACUGAGCGUAGAAAGAUGUUUAGAGAUACCAAAGUCGAGAAUAAAAUUCAAACAAGUGAUGAAU
This is a messenger RNA of Toxorhynchites rutilus septentrionalis, 3373 nucleotides long. RefSeq names its product CYFIP-related Rac1 interactor B. The record is from RefSeq and is a predicted model, not a curated record. The transcript is spliced from 4 exons. Lineage: Eukaryota; Metazoa; Arthropoda; Insecta; Diptera; Culicidae. The coding region runs from base 1017 to 1991 and encodes 324 amino acids. Gene Ontology annotation, biological process: regulation of actin filament polymerization. Gene Ontology annotation, molecular function: small GTPase binding.